Messenger RNA from Aspergillus ochraceoroseus IBT 24754, 1848 nucleotides. RefSeq lists its product as uncharacterized. Gene Ontology annotation, biological process: DNA-templated transcription; regulation of DNA-templated transcription. NCBI's taxonomy places the organism in Eukaryota, Fungi, Ascomycota, Eurotiomycetes, Eurotiales, Aspergillaceae. The transcript is spliced from 4 exons. Gene Ontology annotation, molecular function: zinc ion binding; DNA binding; DNA-binding transcription factor activity, RNA polymerase II-specific. Bases 1 to 1848 code for a protein of 615 amino acids. The record is from RefSeq and is a predicted model, not a curated record.
AUGUUAGAGUGCGAUGCUGAGUCUGGACCUUCUCCCACAACGCACCCGGCCAAGUUGCCGGUAUUUGGGGAUUUGCCUCCGUUAUCGCACGACCUACAAAGCCCCAUUGAGGUGAGCGAGCCAGUCAAGGAGGCGGGUUCGAAGAAAAGGAAGAUCGAGCGAGGGCUUUCCUAUCCUAGGAAACGUUCGGUUCGAGCUUGUCAACUGUGCCGGCGUCGAAAGACCAAAUGCGACAAUGCGCUGCCCAAGUGCGGCCUGUGCAAUGAAGUUGGGACUACCUGUACCUACGAGGAUAGUGACUCUAAUCUGUUUUCGCACGACCCGACAACUCUCGCCAUAUUUGAGCGGAUCAGCCAUUUAGUGCAGCUGGUUGAGGAUCUUAGAAGUGCGCGAGUAGUAGCGAACGAGACCUCUCCAUUGCCCUCUCGUACGCCUUCUCUCACUUACAAUAAUGGAAUGUCUGGCUUGGUGUCCCCUGCAAUCCCCUCGCGCUGCAACUUGACAUUUCGCAUCUCGACAUGGGAAAUAUUCGAUGGACAGUGUCUAUCGCUAGAUCCCGACGCACAGUUCCAGGGACUCAACCAAUGCGCCCCAAAAGUCAAUGCCCAGCAUACAGGAGCCCGGAUUGUGGAAGAGGACGCCCCUCGUCUGAUUCGUCGCUUCUUGUCUAACGUCCACCCCAAGAACCCGGUAGUAGACCAUAAUUUGCUGCUCGUAUAUGCUAAGGAUGUUGCAGAAAAAGGUCUCUGGUGGGAUGGGCCCACAUGUCUGGUCCUGGUCGCAUGUGCAUUAGGCUGCAUCUCCUCCGAGUUCCGUCGAGUAUCUGUUACUGCGCCGGGAGAGACUGAGGGCAAUCGCGUUUUGGCCGACGCAUACUAUGCCGCAGCACAACGGCGCAUUGCUUCCCUUGAUUUUUGCUCGCUUGAAUACUUGCAAUGUCUCUUCCUUUCUGGCAUGUACGAGACAUACAAUCUGCGUUUACUUGCAGCAUGGCACUCGUUUCAUUCUGCCUGUGGUGCCAUCCAGAUCUACUUCCAUCGAUGGGGGGGGUCUCAGAGCAGGGACGAACGCACCACUCAGAUUGAGCGACAGCUGUAUUGGUCCAGUUUGCGGUCCGAAAGGGAACUGUGUAUCGAGCUGAAUCUCCCAUGCUCCCAGCUUUCUGACUUCCCUAUUGCCGACCAAUUCCCAACGCCGCCACAGCAGGCCAACCUUCUGGAAGCGUACGAGGGGUUUUCAGUCGAAGAGAUGUGGUACUACUAUCUCACGGAAAUCUCUCAACGGUGUAUCUCCGAUCGCAUUCUCAACACAUUUUACACCGAAGACAAUGAUAGGAAAUGGCUGACCUGUCCAGUGGACGAAAUGGUCAAAGUCGCAACCGAGCUGGAAGAAAACCUCAAUUUUGCUAUUUCAAACCUACCAGCACAGCUGCGGUAUGAGCAAGAAGAGCUGCAACACCGAGAACUACCCUUCUUCACAAGCAUGCGAAUCAUGACCGCCAGGGAAUCUCUCUAUCGUCCCUUUUUGUACCGCGUGGUACACUCCCUCCAGGCCCAGCCGGCGGUAGUCCAAGACCUAGCGUCCCGGUGCUUGGAUUUGUGCCGGACUUUGACCCACCACGUUGCGAUCCAAUACCGCCACCAUGGAAGCUGGCUAAUGGCUCGAUGCGCGUUUCGAUGCGGCCUUUCCAUCCUUGCUGCUGCAAGAAGCGGCAGGAUUCCUGUUCCUCCUGAUUGGAGGGAGUGUGUUGAAAAGGCCAUUGCCACAGUGAGAUUCUGGGCCAAAGACGCCAGUGAUUUGGAAACGCUGGAUAAGUCGCUGUGUAGGGUUUAUGAGACUACGAAAUGA